UCGUCCUCUCUUCCAACCAAUACUUACAUUAUAUCAUACGAAUAAAUACAGACACACACAUAGAGAGGCUCAACUGCUGUUAGUUAGGUAAACUGGCAGCUGUAGUUUUUCUUGGUAGUGUGCGGCUCGGUAGGUACCUACCUAUAUGCGCACACUCUCACUUCUCGCUUGCAAAAGCAGAGUUGCAGUUGCGAUUUUCGUGAGUGCGCGCGUUAACGUGUUGGUGUCAUCUUGAUUAGCAGCGGCAUCAAUACAGCGACGAGGUCGCGAAAUUCCGAGUUAUCUAUCGUCGCUGUAGAUGAAAAGUAUAACGGGAGAGACACAAGUUGUACGGAGAUAAGCGUGCACACGCGCAUAUAGGAAAGAUAGUCGGAGGAGAAGAGUGUAUAGAAAUUAUGGCAGACACGACGGUAGACGCGACGCGCCGCCUCAACGUCAAAAAGCAGACCCUCGACGACGCCUAUGCAGCCCCGGCGAACUUUCUCGAGAUCGAUGUCAUUAAUCCAAUAACCCAUGGCCUUGGCAAGAAACGCUACACCGACUACGAAGUUCGGAUGCGCACUAAUUUACCAGUCUUCAAAGUAAAAGACUCCAGCGUGCGAAGACGAUAUAGCGAUUUUGAGUGGUUAAGAAAUGAACUCGAGAGAGACAGUAAGAUUGUAGUGCCUCCACUGCCAGGCAAAGCUUGGAAAAGACAAAUGCCUUUCAGAGGUGACGAUGGAAUAUUCGAAGAAGACUUUAUUGAAGAUAGAAGAAAAGGCUUGGAAGUGUUCGUGAAUAAAAUCGCAGGACAUCCGCUGGCGCAAAACGAACGGUGUUUACACAUGUUUUUGCAAGAAGUCUGUAUAGAUAAAAAUUAUGUGCCUGGAAAAAUAAGGAACACAUAGAUUGUGUGAAAAUACUUUAGACUAUAAGAGCGUGAGAAUUUGUUUAUGAUAUACUAUAAUGUUUGUAUUUUAAUUAAUUUUCACGAAACAUGAUUAGAAGUCUCUCUACAUAAUACGUAUAAAUAUUUCUUACUAAAUAUCUGAGGUACGUUCAUUCUUGAUUAGGAAAAUUUGAUGCAACAAAUUUUCACAUCUUGCAUUAUCAUUCAUACAUUUGCAACGUUAUCAGAAAUUUUUUUUUAAGCAUAAUGUACAUUAUAAAGUGUAAUUAUAACGUCAUACGAACAAAGAAUUGAUUUGAAAGUUGUAAAAGUACCUAAAUCAUACAUGAGCAGAUACUUGCUGCACGUGUACAAACGCUUCAUCGAUUUCAAUUGGAUCAAUUUAUACUUACUGCAGGAUAUUAGAAAAUUUAGAAAAAGAAUAAAGAUGAGGUGUUUUUUACACACUUUGUUUAAUCGAAAUGUAUGAGAUUUAUUGUAUAAGCAAACUAUUUUAAAUAUGUUAUGUAUUACACGAUUUGGACCAUGAGAAAUAUAAUUUAAAAUUCGCGUUUA
Copidosoma floridanum is the source of this 1444-nucleotide messenger RNA. It is a transcript of the gene Snx3, whose product is annotated as sorting nexin 3. NCBI's taxonomy places the organism in Eukaryota, Metazoa, Arthropoda, Insecta, Hymenoptera, Encyrtidae. Gene Ontology annotation, biological process: late endosome to Golgi transport; endocytic recycling. Gene Ontology annotation, cellular component: retromer complex; early endosome membrane. Gene Ontology annotation, molecular function: phosphatidylinositol-3-phosphate binding. The record is from RefSeq and is a predicted model, not a curated record.